Molecule: messenger RNA, 2029 nt
Organism: Morone saxatilis (striped sea-bass)
Lineage: Eukaryota; Metazoa; Chordata; Actinopteri; Moronidae
Gene: leo1
Product: LEO1 homolog, Paf1/RNA polymerase II complex component
Biological process (GO): positive regulation of transcription elongation by RNA polymerase II; transcription elongation by RNA polymerase II
Cellular component (GO): nucleus; Cdc73/Paf1 complex
Molecular function (GO): RNA polymerase II C-terminal domain phosphoserine binding
Source: RefSeq, a predicted model, not a curated record
AGUCUGGCUCUGGCUCCGGUUCAGACUCCGAGCAAGAGAGACCCCGAUCCCCCAGCAACGCCUCGGGCAGCGGCAGCGAUAGUGAGAGGGAACGGGAUGACGAUGAUGAAGAGGAAGGCCAGGAGGCAGGAAAACCCAGUAUAAACAAGGAGCUGUUUGGAGACGACAGCGAGGAUGAGCAACACAGUCAACACAGCGGCAGCGACAACCAGUCUGAACGCUCAGGGAACCAGUCGGAUGCCAGCAUGCACUCAGACCAGGGCGACAAUGAUCACUCUGACGCAGAGCAGCACAGUGGCUCAGAGGAUGGAGGCCACCGGUCGGAUGGAGGUAGCCCGGCCGGCAGCGGGAUGUCCGGUCCAGGGAGCCCUCACUCUGAGAGGGGCAGUGUCCGUUCAGACAGAAGUGUGCACAGUGAUCCUGGCACGCCACAGUCAGGGCCGGGCACCCCUCGUUCAGAAGCAGAAGCUUCCGGCAGGGAGAACCAGUCAGAUGACGAGAAGUGGGAAGUGGGGGCAAAGAGCGACCAGUCAGAGGAUGAGGACGAGAAACGCCAUUACUCUGAUGAAGAAAGGGAGAACUCUGAUGAUGAGGGGCCUCGGAACAGGAAACCAGAUUCUGCAAAGGGCAGUGAUAGUGAAGAUGAUUUCCUCAGACAGAAAACCAAAGCAAAACCAGCCUCUGAUUCGGAUUCAGACAGCGAUAUCGGAAGAAAGAAAACAAAGCCGGUAGCAGCAGCCGACGACCUGUUUGGAGAGGCUGACGACAUCUCUUCAGACAGCGAUGCAGAGAAGCCGCCGACCCCGGGACAGCCCCUGGAUACAGAGGAUGGGAUGGAAGGGGAUCACGCAGAAGAGGAGCCUGCGCCCGAAACUCGUAUUGAAGUAGAGAUCCCAAAAGUCAGCACAGACCUGGGAUCUGACCUUUAUUUUGUCAAGCUGCCCAACUUCCUGUCUGUGGAGCCAAGACCCUUUGAUCCUCAGUACUAUGAGGAUGAAUUUGAGGAUGAAGAAAUGCUGGAUGAAGAGGGAAGGACCAGGCUCAAGCUGAAGGUGGAAAAUACAAUUCGAUGGCGAGCAAAGAAAGACGAGGAGGGAAAUGAAGCACGAGAGAGCAACGCACGCAUUGUGAAGUGGUCUGAUGGCAGCAUGUCGCUCCACCUGGGGAAUGAAGUGUUUGAUGUUUACAAAGCUCCUCUCCAGGGAGACCACAACCACUUGUUCAUCCGACAAGGCACUGGGCUGCAGGGACAGGCUGUGUUCAAAACCAAACUCACAUUCAGGCCGCACUCCACAGACAGCGCCACCCACAGGAAGAUGACCCUGUCUCUGGCUGACCGCUGCUCCAAGACACAAAAGAUCAGAAUCCUUCCCAUGGCUGGACGAGAUCCAGAGUCGCAUCGUAACGAAAUGAUCAAGAAAGAGGAGGAGCGGCUGCGAGCUUCUAUCCGCAGAGAGUCCCAACAGAGGAGGAUGAGGGAGAAGCAGCACCAGAGAGGCCUGAGCAGCAGUUACCUGGAGCCCGACCGCUAUGAUGACGAGGAAGAGGGGGAGGAGGCCAUCAGCCUGGCAGCCAUCAAGAGCAAAUACAAGGGAGGAGGAGGCCUGAGAGAGGAGCGAGCAAGGAUCUACUCGUCGAGCGAUGAAGGCUCCGACGAUGACAAGGCCCAGAGGCUGAUGAAGGCUAAGAAGCUAGACAGUGAUGAGGAGGGUGAGGGAUCAGGCAAGAGAAAGGCAGAGGACGACGACGAUGACGAAAUGGCCACCAAGAAGGCCAAGAAAUAUGUCAUCAGUGACGAAGAGGAGGAGGAAGAUGACGACGAAUAAUUCUUUUUUUUUUUUUAUCAUUCCACUGUAUUAUCAGUGCUCAGCCCACAUGGCAUAUAAACAGCCAUAAUAUGUUUUGUAGAUUUUCAUAAGACCUUUAUGUGUGUGUGUGGGUGAGUGAGUGUGUUUGUUGUUUGCUUGUUUAUGUUGUGUACAGCAGAGGUGAGAAAUAAAGAAAUGGUUGUCUUAUGUAACCAAAGCUU